CUGCCCUGGCCGCUCACCUGAAUUAGCCCUGAAAAGAUGGUGUCUUUGGAGUUCGCCUUUCCCGCUGGAGAGGAGAGUGAUUUCAGCAGCGAUGAGUGGGACAUCGGCUUCCCGGACAAAAAGCCUUCAACUAAAAAGAAAGAAGCUGACUCUGAAGCUGCUUCUGCUGAAGACAACAAAGUGUCUUUGUUGAAGAAAGCCAUCAGUAAAGGAGAUGUAGAGACAGUGGAACAACUACUGGAUAAUGGCCUGGAUGUGGACAGUAUACUGGACUAUGGUUGGACUCCUCUGAUGUGUGCUGUCAGUGGUGGAAACCCCGAACUCACCAAGAUGCUGCUGGACCGGGGAGCCAGUGCCAACUUCAGCAAAGAUAACUGGACGGUGCUGAUGGCCUGCUGCACGGCCUCUGUCCCUGAAGAAAAGGUCUGCAGCUGUUUGGAGCUUCUACUGUCCAGGAACGUAGACCCCAACAUAGUGGACAGGUCUCAUAUGUCGUGCCUGAUGUUGGCCUCCAGAAGCAGUUAUUCUAAAGUCAUCAACCUGUUGGUGUCCCAUGGAGCCAGUGUCAAUGCCCAGGAUCUGAACGGAUACACUGCCCUGUGUUACGCUGUGCAGUAUGGCCGAGAGGAGUCUGUACUCAAACUGCUGCAGCUCGGAGCCGAUAAAAACCUCAAGACCAAACUCGGGAAAACCGCAACAGAUCUGGCACUGCAGUUAAAACAUACACAGAUUGCUAGGAUACUGACAUCCACUUCCAACCAAAACCCCUGUGCCUAUCCAUUCUUCUCAGAGGAAUCUCAAGACUGUGCUAGCAAACUGGAUGAACUGGAGCUUCUGUUUCACGGUUUGGGCCUGGGCUACCUUACUGACAUAAUCACUGACCAGGACAUCAGCUGGAGUCAACUGCUCACCAUGGACAAGACCGACCUCCACAAGAUCGGGAUCACAGAGCCUGAGGACCAGCAGAAGGUUCUGACUGCAGUGCAGCAGUUGGAGCUGGACAGAGUAGAUCUGGAGACCGUCAGUGAACUGGGAGCAGCCAACAUGGGAAGCGAGGAGCUGCACACGUUCCUGAUCAGCAUGAGGCAGCAGUGCUGUUACCUCACAGAGACCAUCCAGGACGUGGUAAACCGCUUCCCCUGCAGGGCCUCUCAGUUGGUGUUUUCUCUGGACCCCCAGGGAAAGGCUCUCUCUGUGUGUAACCAGCUCCUGAUCCAAACCAAAGAUCUGCAUCAAGAGGUCACUCUGCUCAGGAACCUGCUCUGCCAGAUGGACCAGGCUGAUGACUGCUCUGAAGUCCCUGUCAUUUCCUCUAAACUGAGCUGGAGGCGGGUCCUGAAGGGGGCGGCACUGAGCAUGCUGGGAGCCGGAGCCCUGCUGCUACUGGCUAAAGGCCCAGGUGUGCGAACCCACCUGGGCCAGUGGAGCCGGUGGUAACAGGUGCAGGUAACAGGUUUCCAUGGAGACCUCAGGAGCUUCAGCCACAAGACAACAAUGAAGUUUGGAUUUUGGUUAAUGUUGUUGUUCAAACUGGAAAAUAUUACGUCUAUGGUAGAGGUGAACAAUAUAUGGAAACAAUUAUUAUAUCUCUGUUGUUGUUUUGAGGACAUGUAUAAUAUUAUAUUUUUUAUUAAUUAAGAACAAAAGGUUUCAUUAAAAUAAGACCAGUAUAUUUAAAAGGGAACCAAAAUAAUCUAAAAAAAAAAACUAACUUUGAUUAUAAUCUUUUAAAUAAGGUUUAUUUUUACAGUUUUGUGUUUUAGUUUUCACUCUUGUGUGACAUUUUAGCACAUUUCUGAUGGAUUGAAAAAAAUCUAAUCUGAUAAUUGUUAUUGGGAGAAUCACAAAUAUAUACUGUUAUGACAUUUUUGUGUCAAUUUCCUGUUCUUGGAUUCUUCUUCUUUUUUUUCAAUUUGUUUCUAAAAUGCCAGUUUUUAUUUUCAUCUUUCAACUAUUUAUGUUAUUUAUAAAACUUUACUUUGUUCAGGUUAUAGUAACAGUUUGACCUAAAAAACCUGUGCAGUUGGCCCACAGUAAUUCCUGGACUAAACCAGGACUAAACUACAACUGAACCAAGGCUGAACCAGGACAAAAACUACAACUAUACCAGGACUAAACCAGCUAAAAUAGAACAUAAUCCAGGCUUAACCACAUCUAAACCAGGAUUUAAGCAGGUCUAAAACAGCACUGAACCAGGGCUAAAAUGGGACUAAAUUAAGACCAAACCAGGACUAAACCAGGACAGGCCAAGAUUGUUGCAUGUUAUAUCCAGUUCACCAGUAUUUUUGUAGUUAUCAUUGCAAGAUAUUCUGUUUGUGAUGUGUUGUGACAAUUUUUUAAUUUUUUUAUAUAUCUAUACAAACCUUAUGUACAAAUUGUUUUGUGAAUCAACAUUUGGAAGUGAGAAGCACUUUCACACACUUCAGUUGUCAAUGGUGCCAAAUUAGAGAUAUGUAAAA
Molecule: messenger RNA, 2459 nt
Organism: Boleophthalmus pectinirostris (great blue-spotted mudskipper)
Lineage: Eukaryota; Metazoa; Chordata; Actinopteri; Gobiiformes; Gobiidae
Gene: asz1
Product: ankyrin repeat, SAM and basic leucine zipper domain containing 1
Exons: 13
Coding region: 37-1437 (466 amino acids)
Biological process (GO): piRNA processing
Cellular component (GO): pi-body
Molecular function (GO): protein binding
Source: RefSeq, a predicted model, not a curated record